CAAUCGAAGGACAUCAUGAAAACAUGCACGUUUGUGACAGGUAACCCAAAUAAGGUUAUUGAGGUCAAUGCUAUUAUAGGCGACUCGAUCCCCAUUCGGGCCCUCGCAUUGGACAUUCCAGAGAUUCAAGGGUCGUUGGAAGAUAUCGCGCGAGAUAAGUGCCGACGUGCCGCCAAAAUUGUCAAUGGACCGGUGAUCGUGGAAGACUCGGCCUUGGAAUUUCAUGCGAUGAAUAGGCUUCCAGGGCCAUACAUUAAAUAUUUCCUCGAAGAACUUGGGAAUGAUGGGUUGAACAAACUCUUGAUUCCGUACGAAGACAAAAGUGCGGAUGCGGUCUGCACUUUUGCCUUUACCCCAGGGCCCACCAGCGAGCCCUUGGUCUUUCAAGGAAGACUUCAUGGCAAAAUUGUUGCUGCAAGGGGACCUCCCGUAUUCGGAUGGGAACCAAUUUUCGAGCACGAAGGAGAAACACUUGCGGAAAUGGCCCAUGAAAAGAAGAACAAGUUAUCCCAUCGCUAUCAAGCCUUGUGCAAAUUCCAAGAAUGGCUGGCUACGGGCGGAAAUUGA
Molecule: messenger RNA, 567 nt
Organism: Penicillium cataractarum
Lineage: Eukaryota; Fungi; Ascomycota; Eurotiomycetes; Eurotiales; Aspergillaceae
Product: non-canonical purine NTP pyrophosphatase
Exons: 6
Biological process (GO): nucleoside triphosphate catabolic process
Cellular component (GO): cytoplasm
Molecular function (GO): nucleoside triphosphate diphosphatase activity
Source: RefSeq, a predicted model, not a curated record